Triticum dicoccoides is the source of this 599-nucleotide messenger RNA. RefSeq names its product histone H4. The transcript has a single exon. The coding region runs from base 68 to 379 and encodes 103 amino acids. The record is from RefSeq and is a predicted model, not a curated record. Lineage: Eukaryota; Viridiplantae; Streptophyta; Magnoliopsida; Poales; Poaceae. Gene Ontology annotation, cellular component: nucleosome. Gene Ontology annotation, molecular function: structural constituent of chromatin; protein heterodimerization activity; DNA binding.
AACAACCACCACCGCUCCUCCAAUCCCACAUUCGCUCGCAGCUCGAACCAAGGAGAGACCGUCAGCCAUGUCCGGGCGCGGCAAGGGAGGCAAGGGGCUCGGCAAGGGCGGCGCCAAGCGCCACCGGAAGGUGCUGCGCGACAACAUCCAAGGCAUCACCAAGCCGGCGAUCCGGAGGCUCGCUCGGAGGGGCGGCGUCAAGCGCAUCUCCGGCCUCAUCUACGAGGAGACCCGCGGCGUGCUCAAGAUCUUCCUCGAGAACGUCAUCCGCGACGCCGUCACCUACACCGAGCACGCCCGCCGCAAGACCGUCACCGCCAUGGACGUCGUCUACGCCCUCAAGCGCCAGGGCCGCACCCUCUACGGCUUCGGCGGCUAGGCUCGUCCUCACCUCCGUGCAAAUUCCGAUGUGCUUAUCCCCCUGUGCGCCGUAGUCUCGCUGUCCAGAAAACUUAGCUGAAAUGAGUUCCCCAUGUUUAUCUCCGCUGUUUCCUUCGUAGGAUUAGCUGUAUCGUCAAACAAAGCUGUUCGCAUCUGAAGUUUGAAUCCAAUCUUGUGUCUACGCAAAUAUUGUGGUUGUGGUUUUGCUGUGAUUUUUA